Sciurus carolinensis (gray squirrel) is the source of this 6148-nucleotide messenger RNA. RefSeq names its product divergent protein kinase domain 2B (gene Dipk2b). The transcript is spliced from 5 exons. The record is from RefSeq and is a predicted model, not a curated record. Lineage: Eukaryota; Metazoa; Chordata; Mammalia; Rodentia; Sciuridae. The coding region runs from base 98 to 1402 and encodes 434 amino acids.
AACCAGCUGCCUCUGACAGCUUCCUCUCUGGUCAAGCCCUGCCUCUGUACAGCCCAGAGUGGGCAGCUGAGGCUGCAGGCACAGCCCAGAGCCCAGGAUGGAACCCCGGCCAGGGCCUGAGGCUGCUGCCCUCUGCCUGGGCUGGCUGGUCCUAUUGCUGUUGUGGAUCUCAGCCCCGAGCUGUUCUUUCUCCUCGCCAGCUUCUCCCCCUCCUUCUCCGGUGCCCCGAGUCCGAACCAGCUACAAUUUGGGAAGGACAUUCCUCGGUCUUGAUAAAUGCAAUGCCUGCAUCGGGACAUCUAUUUGCAAGAAGUUCUUUAAAGAAGAAAUAAGGUUUGACAACACACUGGCUUCCCACCAUGGACUGCCUCCUGGUGACUUGCCUUCUUACUCUGCAAAUUACUCAGAUGAUUCCAAAACCUGGCGCCCUGUGGAGAUCUUUAGGCUGGCCAGCAAAUACCAAAAUGAGAUCUCAGACAGGAGAAUCUGUGCAUCGGUAUCAGCCCCAAAGACCUGCAGCAUUGAGCGUGUCUUGCGGAAAACAGGGAGAUUCCAGAAAUGGCUGCAAGCCAAGCGCCUCACUCCAGACCUGGUGCAGGGACUACCCAGCCCCCUCCUGCGCUGCCCUUCACAGAGACUCCUGGACCGUGUGGUCCGGCGCUAUGCUGAGGUGGCUGAUGCUGGCAGCAUCUUCAUGGACCACUUUACCGACCGUGACAAGCUGCGUCUGCUCUACACACUCGCCGUCAAUGCUCACCCCAUCCUCCUACAGAUCUUCCCUGGGGCUGAGGGAUGGCCGCUGCCCAAGUACCUGGGCUCCUGUGGCAGAUUCCUUGUCAGCACCAGUACCAGACCACUACAGGAAUUCUACGGUGCACCCCCAGACCAGGCAGCUGACCUCGCCUACCAGCUUCUUGGUGUCCUGGAGUCCCUGAGGAGCAACGAUUUGAACUAUUUCUUCUACUUCACCCAUGUCGAUGCAGGCAUGUUUGGCAUCUUUAACAACGGGCAUCUGUUCAUCCGGGAUGCCAGCGCACUGGGCGUCAUCGACAAGCAGGAAGGCAGCCAAGCAGCCACCAGAGCAGGAGAAGAUAAAGACAUUUUUAGCUGUCUGGUUUCUGGCUGCCAAGCCCAGCUGCCCUCCUGCAAUAUGGUUCCUGAGAAGCAGAGCCUUGUGCUGGUCUGUCAGCAGUUGCUGCCUCGACUUCUCCAGGGGAAGUUCCCCUCCCCUGUGCAAGAGGAGAUAGACAAUGCUCUUGCUCAGUGUGGCAAGGGUGCCAGCCCCGAUCCAGAAGUCCUUGGGGCUGCCACUCGGCUGAAGGACAUCUUGAGGCUCCUGAGAACCUGUGAUCCCAGAUUUGCCUACCGCUACCCAGACUGCAAGUACAAUGAUAAGUUCUGAGGAGCUGGAUUCUAGCUGACUAGAGGGGACAACACACUUGGCUGCCAGGUCAAACAAAGCAUCUCUAUGUUAAACAUUAGUAGAAAUGCAUGUUCAUUUCCCAGGAGCUAAAGAACACUCAACUCAGGAGGGCAGUUGUGAAAAAUGUGAUUGCCCCUCCUGGCUGGGACGUCAUGGCAGAGCCCAGGAUGGGUAUCAGAAAACCUGGGUUUGGACACUUACUCCAUGUCUUUGAACCUCAGUUUCCUCUGUUCCCCACCAGAGUUUGAUAAGGGUGAAAGAAGAGAUGUGAGAGGUCUGGGACACACAUGCUCACUACCCCCAGCCCAGGUGAUGACAAAGUAUGUUCCAGAAACACACACAGGUGGACUGAGUGAGAAAGAGUUAUGCAAGUCAGGCUGGCAUGGAGAGAAGGCAGGAUGAAGGUGAGGCUCUGGACUACCAGAAUUUUAGAUUUGUACAAGGGGACCGACUUCCUGCUCCCUUUUCCUCCUACUGUGCUUCCCACACCACUGUGGGGGAGGAGACUGCGGGCCAAGGGGACAUGCCCACCAUUGCCUGCUCCUGAGUCAUACUUUGGGUGCCUGGAACUCCCUACUCCUACAUAGGAGGUACCACAUGGUGUGGGGAGGAGCCAAGACUAAGAAGAGAAGGGGACAGGCAGGCCAAUGUGUUAGUCCCAUUCCUCUAAGUAGGUAUCAGGACAGAAUUCUAUGGGUGAGAACUUUCUUAGGGAAAGUGCCUGUGGGAAAGGCAAGAGGAGGAAGCAAAGAACUGAGGGGACUGUCAAGUCAUGCUGCAGUAUGACCCCCAGAAAUGGAGAGAAGGCCAUUGAAGAAAGGUUGUCAGGGCAUCCUCGCGACCAAGUCAGUCACUAGACAAAUCCCGCGUCUCCCACGAAUGGACCCCUCCUUAGUACCUCUGCAUACUCAGUCACUGGCAGAAGCAGGCUAUGAAUGUGUAACCUCAGUCCAACCACAAAGAUGGACUUCACAGCACAGCAGCUGGGGUACCACGUGGGUACUGCUUUCUAGAACAUUUUCAACAUAGCCACAACUGGGAACCAGAGUGAGCUGUCUCCACACUAUGUGCUCCAGAGCACAACUCUAAGGAGUCAGAAUUUUCAUUCAAACUUGGCCUCACAAGCCAUUAUAAAAUUAUUUUUUUUCUAAAUCAGCCAAUGGAACACAGUUUACUCAACAGUUAGUUCACUUUAUUAUACCUUUUAAAUUGAGCAUUUAGCCACAUGAGAUGUGGACCUCCAUGUAUGCAAAAGUAGUAGGGUUCUUCUAGGCCUUCUCCCAGCCUCCCUGCCAGCCUUCUACCCCCAGGGACCUUUCAGUCUACCUCCUCUUUUCUACCUCUGAAUCAGCAUCUUUAAAGUCAGAAGACUUGGCUUAACAUGACUCACUAUGCAGAUGGAGAAACUGAGGCCCUGGGAGGAAGAGUGAUUUGCUGGGAAAGUUCCAGAAUCCCUGCUACCAACCCAUGCCUUCUUGCAUUCCCCAUCAACCUCUGACUCUCACCCUGUGCUAUUCAAAUCUAGUUCUUUCACUUACAUUUAAAGAUGGGCCCCAAAAGUCUUAUUUUGUCAUGUGCUAUGUUGCCCUUUGGGUUUGCCAUCUGACUGCUCCAGACACAGCCACAUGGCAACCAUGAUAGUGAGGAUGACAGGCCAAGCUUGUGGAAGAAUGGGCUUCAGUCGCCUGAGAAUCUGAAAUGACUGCCUUUCAGCUUGUUCUGGAGGGUCAAGUCUGACCACCCUUCCCACCUGUGCAGCCACAGUCCCUUCUCCCUGCUGACCUGAGUGCACUGUGCCCUCCUAGCCAUUAUCCUGUCCAGAGUCCAGGAAAAGGGUCACAGCCUCCAGACACUUCAGAAUUCCACUGACGAAUAAGGGUGGCCACAGAGACCCUCCAACACCCACCCACCUCUCUAGUUGCAGGAGUUUUCCAUUGCAAAAUGCUUCCAUAUGAUGAGUGACUUUUAGUGAGGUCCCCAGAGAAUACAGAAAUGGACCCUUUCAUGGGGGGUGAAGGAAACCUUCCUCUAACCCCUCUAUCAUAUAUCUGCCCACCUGCACAGACCUCCAGACCUUUCCUUCAGACCAGUCUCUUGAGACUCCGAAGAAUUUCCCUUUGAAACCAUCAUGUAACCCUUGGAGCUGCUGAAUCUUAGACAAUACAGACUCAGAUCCCUCCUGAAUUAGGAGAAAGAGAUCUUGGUGCCCUGCUUGACUGAGUCCCAGGAGGGAGCAAAGAAAAAAACCACCCAAACACCCUCAGGGGGCUGUUGAGAGAUUGUUUUAAGUACAAAUUAUAAUCAAACUCUGUAUUUGUGCAGCUGUGUUCACAUCCGCAGUACAAGCCAAGAGCUAAUGAAGGCAGGACAGAUAGAUAUUACACAGAAGCUAUGUAUGCUUUAGAAUGGCCUAGAAAUGGUUUUCCAACAAGUGAAUUUUUGCAGGUUCAGGAGGUCACAGAGUCCCUUUUCUCAUAUGCUUUCAGGACAGAGCAGAUGUGUUGCUCUUGUCAACAUGCCUAAAAAUCACAGGCCCCACUCAGGCAUUGCCUUCAGGAGAUAUGUCCCACACUCUCCCUAUGCCACUGCAGACCAUCUCUGUCACUCCCUCCCUGUAGCAAACACAGAGCAGAGUUGUCCAGUUCCCCUCCCUACUUCAAGGAACAAAUGUCUGCCUAUCUGUUGACCCUUUUUGGCUCUAUCUCAACUGCCCUGCAACUUCAUUCAAGGUUACACCCUUCCUAAGGCAUAAUCCAUAUCCAGUGACUGGGCUUGCUGAGAUGUGAUAGCACAGCCAUGUUGGUUCACUGAGCAGCCACUCUGACAGGCAAUUCUCAUUCCAAAACUCUCCACUGAGCUAGCCAAGAUUCUACUGAGCCUAUGUCACAGUCUAACUUCCCUCUGCCCAUCCUGAUUCCUCUGUAUUCUUUUAACAGGUGUCCAUCCCUCUUAAACAUCUUAUACCCUGUAGUGGCUGAAUGGUGGCCCCCAGAAAGAUAUGUCCACACAUUUUAGCUAGCAAAGAUUUUUUUCCCAUUCUGUGGGUUUUAUCUUCACAUUCCUAAUUGUUUCCUUUGCUGUGCAGAAGGCUUUUAAUUUGAUACUGUACCACUUAUUAACUCUUGACAUCAUAUUUCUUCAGCUAUAGGGGUCAUAUUGAGAAAGUUGUUCCUGUGCCUAAAAGCUGGAGUGUGGAACCUAUGUUUUCUUCUAGGAGUUGCAUAAUUUCUGGUCUAAUUCUGAGGUUUCAAUCCAUUUUUAGUUGAUUUUUCCUAAUCCCAAGAACCUGUGAUGGUCACUAUACAUGGGAAAAUAUGUGAUUAAAUUAAGGAUCUUGAAAGGAGGGGAUUAUCUCAGAUUAUCCAGUUAGACCCUAAAUGCCAUCCCAUGUAAUCUUAUAAAAGAGAGGCAAAGGGAAUUUUGAUACAGAAGAGGAGGGGCAGUGUGAAGAUGGAGGCCAAGGCUGGGGCAAUAUGACCACAAGUCAAGGAACUCUAGCAGCCACCAGAAGAAGAGGCAAGGAAUAGAUUUGCCUCCAGAAUCUCCAGAGGAAGUGAGGUCCUGCUGGCACCUUGAUUUAAGCUCAGUGAAACUGAUUUCAGAUUUCUGACCUCCAGAAUUGUGAGAGAAUAAAUUUCCAUUGUUUUGAGCCACCCAUCUUGCAGUAAUUUGUUAUAGCACCAACAGGAAACCAACAUAAACCCCCAAAUCCAUCUUCGUGUCUGCUUCCAGAGAACUCAACCUACAACGCUCUUCAAUUCCAACCUAGUGUCAUUGAUUCAAAUGCAAAUCAAGAACACUCAGUGUCAAACAUAAGGAAAAUUUGGGGGAGUAUGUGAUGCAUUCAUAUUCAGGGUUGAGGGCUAUCUUCUCCCACUUACAAACCAAUGUUCACUUGAAGACCCUAUGUGGGUCCUACCUUGACCCAAAGCCUUCCCUGACAGAUCAGCCCUGAAAGGUCACUUUCUGAACCUCAUCUCAACUCCUGGACCACAGUUCUAUGUCCCACUUGGGACUAAUCCCAAGAGUAUACCAGAAAGAUCUGUGUCCCACCCUCUCAUCCAACUAGAAGCUUCCUGAACAUGAUGGUGAUGUGGAGCACUUAAUAUUCUCCAUAGCAACACAGGGCUAGACAAAGCAGAUGCUUGGAAAAUGUUCUUACUGAGGACAAUAACUGUGUUCUUCUGCUCUAUUGGCGUGGUGGUAUUCGUACACCAUACUGGCCAUACUGGAUGGAGCCACUUCCCCAGGAACAGUGCAUUCCCCCCAACAGCUAGGAGACAGGUGAGUCAACACUCAAGUGACUUCAGUCAGAACAAAAGUAUCAUCAUGUAUUCUCAGUCCCCUGGAAUUUUAUAGACAAAAUUAGAGUAUCUUUCUGGGUUAGAUCAGUCAAUGCCUUUUAGCCUACAGAACUGGUUACAUGAUUUGUUGGGCCCAGAGCAAAAUGAAAAUGCAAGGUCCCCUAUUCAAAAAUAAUAAUUGCAAGAUAAGACAAUAGAGCAUGAAGUUAAACUCAGACUCUCUAAACACAGGUUUCAGGCUUACACUGGGCAUUGAGUGCUCUUGGCAUUUUCUGGGAUCUCAUCUGACUUCCACACUCCAGGGGAGCAGGCAUGGGACCUCAGGUGAUGUAUAAAAUAUGUAACAACUACCAUGGCAAAGACCUAUGAGAACAGACUCUACUGGCUGCAGCCAUCAGGAGGUCUCACCACAACCCCAGGG